This is a messenger RNA of Chaetomium globosum CBS 148.51, 657 nucleotides long. RefSeq lists its product as uncharacterized. Gene Ontology annotation, cellular component: spindle microtubule; DASH complex. Gene Ontology annotation, biological process: attachment of spindle microtubules to kinetochore. Bases 1 to 657 code for a protein of 218 amino acids. The record is from RefSeq and is a predicted model, not a curated record. The transcript is spliced from 3 exons. Lineage: Eukaryota; Fungi; Ascomycota; Sordariomycetes; Sordariales; Chaetomiaceae.
AUGGAACCCAGACUCCAAGUCAACAAAACAACACCGAACCCAGACUUCAUCAGUUACCAGCCCUCCCAACCACGGCACCAGCGCGAGCCACCAGGUGCCGAAGUCGGCUGCGUCUCGUCCCUACGCACCUCUCUCUCCUUCCUCGAAUCCUCCGUCACCACCCUCGGCACGGGCGUGCAAGACUUUCCGCGCCUCACUUCCGUGCUCAAGACCGUCCGCCACUAUGAACUAAUCCCGCAACCGACCCUCGCCGCCGCCGAAGCCUCCCUGCGCGACGAGAUCGGCCCCUUUGUCGCCCUCCUCCUCGACCGCGCCGACAAGCACCUGGAGCGCCAGGCCCGCCGCAUCGAGACCCUCAAGGCGCGCGCCGAGUUGAACGCCGGGAGGCUGUCGCGGUAUCCGGUGGAGGGGGAGGGGAUGAAACAGCAGUUGGGGGGUGGGGGUGGUAGGGCGAUGGGGAAGGGGAUGGGAAAGGUAGGGGGGAGUGGGAGUCGUGCUGGUGGGGGGAAGAGCAGGCAGACGCUGGAUGGGGGUGCGGGGCUGCGGGCCAAGGUGGUGAGGCAGCGGAAGGAGGCGCUGCAGUAUAGCGUGGAGAGGCUGGAGUUGGAGGUGCUGCAGAAGGAGAGGGAGUUGCGGGUGAGGGUGGAGCAGGCGUGA